Molecule: messenger RNA, 2716 nt
Organism: Centropristis striata (black sea bass)
Lineage: Eukaryota; Metazoa; Chordata; Actinopteri; Perciformes; Serranidae
Product: matrilin-2-like
Exons: 12
Coding region: 1-2139 (712 amino acids)
Molecular function (GO): calcium ion binding
Source: RefSeq, a predicted model, not a curated record
AUGAGGUCCCUUGCCCUCGGCUUCUUCUGCCUGUUGUGCUGCAACGCAGUGCGACUGGACAGACGGCGUCCCAGACCCAUGGCGGUCAGAGGUCGAAAUGAGACUACAGUCCAAACCAAACCAGUGGAGAACACUUGCAAAGCAAUCCCUCUGGAUUUCGUCUUCGUCAUCGACAGCUCCCGCAGCAUUCGCCCCAACGACUACGAGAAGGUCAAGACGUUCAUCAUCAACCUGCUUCAGUUCCUUGAGGUCGGCUCUGAAGCCACUCGGGUUGGUCUACUACAGUAUGGCAGCGUGGUCCAGCCCGAGUUCUCCCUCAGCACCUACACCACCAAGGCGGAGGUAGAGCAGGCAGUGAGGAACAUGGAGCACCUCGCCACAGGAACAAUGACUGGUCUGGCUAUACAGUACACCAUGGAAACAGCCUUCACUGAGGAAGAAGGAGCACGACCAGCAAACCUGCACAUCCCACGAAUCGCUAUGGUUGUGACUGAUGGGAGGCCUCAGGACACGGUGGAGGAGAUUGCGGCUGAGGCGAGGCAGGCUGGCAUCCAGAUCUUUGCUAUCGGAGUGGGCAGGGUGGACAUGAACACUCUGAAGGCCAUAGGGAGUGAACCACACUCUGAGCAUGUGCACCUGGUGGCCAACUUCAGCCAGAUAGAAACCCUCAUCUCUGUGUUCCAGUCCAAACUGUGUGGAGGUUCAGAGAUGUGUGAAGUGGUGGACCAUCAGUGCCAGCACAUCUGUGUGAGCAGCCCUGCAUCAUACAGGUGCAAGUGCAGGAAAGGCUUCACUUUAAACCCCGAUGGCAAGACAUGUAAAGAGAUUGAUCACUGUGCUGAUGGCACCCAUGGGUGUGAGCACGAGUUUUUAAGCACAGCAGACUCCUGUGUGUGUAAAUGCAGAGAAGGCUACAAACUCAGACCUGAUGGGAAAACAUGUAAAAAGAUUGAUCACUGUGCUGAUGGCACCCAUGGGUGUGAGCAGGAGUUUAUGAAUACAGAAGACUCCUGUGUGUGUAAAUGCAGGAAAGGCUUCAAACUCAGGCCUGACCGGAAAACAUGCAAGAAGAUAGACCAUUGUGCUGAUGGGAAACACGGCUGUGAACAGGAGUUUAUGAACACAGAAGAUUCCUGUGUGUGUAAAUGCAGAGAUGGAUUUACACUCCGACCUGAUGGAAAAACAUGUCAAAAGAUCGAUCACUGUGCUGAUGGCACCCAUGGGUGUGAGCAGGAGUUUAUGAGCACAGCAGACUCCUGUGUGUGUAAAUGCAGAAAAGGCUACACACUCAGGCCUGAUGGGAAAACAUGUAAAAGUCUGGAUCUGUGUCAGACAGUGGACCAUGGCUGUGAACACCAGUGCGUCAGCACCACUGACUCCUACAUCUGCAGAUGUUUUGAAGGAUUUGUGCUGGCUGAAGAUGGGAAGAGCUGCAAGAAGCCAGACUGUGGUGAUGGAGUCAUGGAUCUAGUUUUUGUAAUUGAUGGCUCUAAGAGUCUGGGUCCUGCCAACUUUGAACUGGUCAAGCAGUUUGUAAACGGCAUUGUGGACUCGCUGGACAUUUCCAGGACAGGCACACAUGUUGGCCUUCUUCAGUACUCAACUAAGGUGCGCACAGAGUUCACCCUGAGCCAGUACACCACAGCGCAGAACAUCAAGCAGGCUGUGUCCCGAAUGCAGUACAUGGGGAGAGGCUCCAUGACUGGCUCAGCCUUACGUCACAUGUUUGAGUUCAGCUUUUCAGCUAAAGAAGGAGCCAGGUCAAACAUCCCACGUGUCAGCAUUGUGUUUACUGAUGGAAGAUCACAGGACGAUGUGUCCGAAUGGGCGGAGAAAGCAAAGAACUCUGGAGUCACUAUAUAUGCAUUGGGCGUUGGCAAAGCCAUUGAACAAGAGCUGAGAGAAAUAGCUUCUGAGCCUGAUGAGAAACAUCUUUACUACGCUGAAGAUUUUGAGCAAAUGGGAGAAAUUACAAAGAAACUCAAGUCCAGGAUAUGUAAAGAUGAAAACAUGUGCCAGUGUGAGAACGUUAUAAUGUUUCAGAACCAGGUCACUGAGAAGCUGAAGAACCUGGUGCAGAACAUUGAAGCCAUGUCAAAGAAGCUGGAGACGCUCGAAAAUCAAGUUGUGCACAAAUGACAGGCUGAGACCUUCCCUCCCCCAGACUGAAGUGUAGCAUUCCCAGGAUGCCUUUAAUCCUGCGCUACAAGCUAUACUGAUUUAUAUAUGCAAAUACAAUACUUUCUACUGAACCUAUUUAUACACUUUAUGUAUACAGCUCAAUGUAUUUUUGUCUGUAAGGUUCUUUGUUAUGUAAUACUAAAUUAAGGCGAGACACGACAGACACCACAAAACUUCCACAGAUGAUAAUUUACAAUUAAACAAUCAGUUUUUGUAUAAUACAUUUUUGAAAUGUUAUGUUUAAUAUGUAAAUGAAGCAUUAGUAGAAUAAAUGUGUGUGUCCUGAACAGAACACAACAUUGGAUAAAACCUGGUUGAAAAUGAAUGUUUUGUUGCCAUAUAUUAAUUUUGAAAAACUGUUUUUAUUAUUUCAUAAAUCAGAAUAUACUCUCAAAAGCCCUUCGAUUUGGCCUUGUUUGUGUUAAAUCUUCAGGCGUAAAUAGACAAAGUGUGGUUAAAUAAACAACUUAAUAUUUAUUUUGGAUAUUUUCUUUCCACUUGUCUGAAAGAAGACAUGUUAUGGAGGCACAAUAGA